CUCGCGUUUCGUGCAAACCUGCUUGUCUUGCCGCAUUAAUAGCACAAGUUGCAAAGAAGCUGCAGUUUCAUAGCCGCACUCCCAGCACCUGUCACAAAUCACGCUAUCGCAGCGAUGGCAAGCAUGAAUGCAGCCGUCCUCCUGCCCGGCGUCCUGACGGCCGCGAGCCUGGCGGCGCCCUGCUUUUUAGGCUUAUUGAAGCUCCUGAACGAGGCCUACGCGGGCGGCGCGCCGCUCCCGGCCGUGCUCAAGGCGUUGGGCGCCGCGAGCCUCUUCGCGGGCCACUGCAGCCUCUCGUUCAAGAAGCCGGCGCUCGCGCGCGGGGACAAGUGCUACCUCGCCGGCGUCACCUGCCUCUUCGCGCUCUUCGCCGGCGGCUGCAUAGGGGUCAAGGUGCCGAUUACCGUAGCCGCGCUCGCGGGCCUGAGCCUGGGCGUCACGUUCGCCGACCUGGCCGCGGGCUGCACGCGGCAGACGCGGCUGGUCCUUAGAAUUGCCAUCGCCACGGGCUGCUGCGGCUGCGCGACUCUUGUGGUUGUAGGGGCGACGGGCAGGGGUGCCCUGGCGCAGGUGGCUUCCGUGUGCUUCCUCGUGGCCAAUUCGCUUGUGUUGGUGGCGAUGCACGCGGCCCCGAUCCAGUCGCGCCAGGGCCAGGCCCUGAAGGUGAUCGGCUCGGCGUGCUUGUUCUCGGGCAACGCGAUCGGCCUCGGCUGGCACGAGGCGCCGCCCGCGGGCAUGAUCGGCGGGAGCAUGGCCGAGGCGCUGCACGGGCUUGGUGGCUUGUCGCAGGUCGUUUUGGUAGGUGGCGGGUUGCUCGUCGCGUACGCCGCGGCGGUCGUCGCGGCGGCCGAGCCGAAGGCGAAGCGCGGGUGAUUAGUCGCUCGUGGCGCACGCGGCCGCCGUCGUGCCGCGGCGGAGGUGAGGAGUCUUCGCUUUCUAUUCCCGCCCGCUUACGCUUCUCUUACAUAUUAAUUGCAUUUAAGACCAGG
This is a messenger RNA of Pelagomonas calceolata, 989 nucleotides long. The record is from the annotation of a GenBank genome assembly. NCBI's taxonomy places the organism in Eukaryota, Pelagophyceae, Pelagomonadales, Pelagomonadaceae.